Triticum aestivum (bread wheat) is the source of this 1620-nucleotide messenger RNA. RefSeq lists its product as uncharacterized. Gene Ontology annotation, molecular function: protein binding. The transcript has 2 exons. Bases 185 to 1417 code for a protein of 410 amino acids. The record is from RefSeq and is a predicted model, not a curated record. Lineage: Eukaryota; Viridiplantae; Streptophyta; Magnoliopsida; Poales; Poaceae.
AAUCCCCCGAUCUCUUCCUCGCUGGACCACAGCGAGUUGCUCGCACGAGCGCCCUCUUCCUCGAGUCCGGCAGUCAGAUUCGCUGCCCAAACCGACCGUGCGAGGCGAUCACGGAGCCGCCAUAGCUCGCCAUCGUCUCCUGAUUAGCUAUCCCCCUCCGUCUGUCCCGCCACAGUUGAUCGGAAUGGAAUCUGACGAGCGCCGGCGACCAGUCACCAUGCCGGGAACCGGAGGGCCGACCGUCCUGGACGACCUUCCCGAGUGGGUCGUCGUGGAAGAGAUUCUCAUCCGCUUGCUGCCCAAGGACAUCCUCCGCUGCCGCGCUGUCUGCAGGUGGUGGCACAGCGCCACCUCCACCAAGAAGUUCAUCCUGGAGCACCACCGCCGCCAGCCCUUGCUCCCGAUCCUCAGCCAAGUCAUCGACCCGCCACCGCCGGAAACCCACCUCUUAUUUUCCUUUGACGCCGGUGCAGGCCAGCAACAGCUCUGCCCUGUCAUCCAGACCUACUACCAUGAUACACUCCACGCUUCCCUUGAUGGCCUCCUCAUAUUCUCCCACAGAUCUGUGGUGUCUGAGUUCUUCAUCUGCAACCCGGUCAUCCGCAAGUGUGCCCCCCUAGCGAAGCCUCAAACCCAAGAGGUUUUUUUCCCCCGGAUUGUCGGCUUCUACCGGCACCAACCGUCCGGAGGAGAGUACCGGGUGCUUUGGGCCUCUACUAACGCACAUGACACAAAAACUUUCUACUACGCCACAGCAGUGGGAUCCGAUGGUACAAGAUACAUCGGACAAGGAUGCAUCCGAGAACCAACAUCCUCGUCCCCUUCCUUGGAAUUGGAGUUUGACAGGGGCCUGCCCGGUUCGUCAAUAUUGCCACCAGUCCACUACCAUGGCAGCCUGCACUGGACAAUUGAAAAACACCAAGGCUGGGAUGCUGACUACAUAAUGGUGUUCAACACAGCAUAUGAAACAUUUCGGUUGAUGUGUCGUCCUGCCCAGUUGCGCAACUGCUUACAUGAGACGUUGCUGGAGAUGGAUGACACUCUUGCUUUGUCCAGCAUCAGCCAUGACAAACGCACCAUAGAUAUUUGGCGGGUACAUGACUAUGAUGCCGAAAUCUGGUCUUUCAAGCAUCGGAUUAAUUUGACUGGGAUGGAUCCAUCAUCACUUGUCGAUCCAAAUCAUACAAUAAUCCCUAGGAUGGCUGUGCUCAAUAGGGGUGAGAUGCUGAUCCAGUUCACUCAUUGGUGCGUGUUGGAUUUUGACAUCAAUGGCAAAUUUUUAGGAUAUGUGAAAAGUGAAGAUGGCCAAGAAAUCUACUGGUGGGUUACCUGGCAUUACCUGCAGGAGAGCAUUAUUCCCCUUCCACUGUUCCAUGAGAUGAGAGAAGAUGAUGGUGCGAAUCAGUGGCGGAGCUAGACAGAAUUGGCUGGGGGGGCGAAUGGUAAAAUAUGAGUGCUUGGGAGGCCAAAAGCUAAAAUAUUUCUCAUCUAAACCCUCACAGUAGGGUUGUAGGAUGAUGUGCUUGAUCUGGAUGUUCUACACUUCUGGUUUGCUGUGCCAUUGUAGUAUCUAUUCUAUAUGAGCCUUAUCUUUUGUUCUUAGUUGGUCUUCUUAGUGCU